CAAUGUAAAGGAAGUGGUGCGCUCGAGAAAACGAAAGUAAAAACAGAAGAAAGUUAAGAAAACAACACGUACGUUUUAAACUCAGCAGAACAGGAUUGUUUCCGAGUAAAUCAGCAGAAUGACCACCAUCUGCAAAGUGCUGAAAGAUAUCCUGGAUGAGCUGACAGGAAAGGAUUUUAAAAGGUUUAAGUGGUACAUGACGGACGGCAAACUAAACGAUAUCACAUCCAUAGCGAGAAGUAAGCUGGAGAACACGAGCGUUGAGGACACUGUGGACCUAAUGAUUGACCAGUACAAACAAGAUGCUGGAGAGGUCGCUGAGAAGAUCCUUAAAAAUAUGGAACAGAAUAAUCUUGCCGAGCAGCUGAAGAACAAGCUUUCAGAAGUGCAACGGCAGGCAGCUGAAGGCAGCACCGUGCCUCCGGGUCCCGGAGCUCCUGCAGGUCCUGGGGUCCAGCAGACCAUCACAGCUUCAGAGAGCAGCAAGGUUCACGCCCCUGUGAUGUCCGGUGGCCAGUAUAAUGCCCCAGUGACUUUUAACUUUAACUGA
Molecule: messenger RNA, 550 nt
Organism: Astyanax mexicanus (Mexican tetra)
Lineage: Eukaryota; Metazoa; Chordata; Actinopteri; Characiformes; Acestrorhamphidae
Product: caspase b-like
Exons: 3
Coding region: 119-550 (143 amino acids)
Source: RefSeq, a predicted model, not a curated record